This is a messenger RNA of Synchiropus splendidus (mandarinfish), 1151 nucleotides long. RefSeq names its product isoaspartyl peptidase/L-asparaginase. Gene Ontology annotation, molecular function: asparaginase activity. Lineage: Eukaryota; Metazoa; Chordata; Actinopteri; Syngnathiformes; Callionymidae. The record is from RefSeq and is a predicted model, not a curated record. Bases 38 to 1021 code for a protein of 327 amino acids. The transcript is spliced from 7 exons.
GUUCCUGGUUGCGAUCAGCCGACAGAAACGUGUGACCAUGGCGGAGACACGUUUCCUCGGGAGUCCGAGUGAAGAAAAACUCAAAAAGGUGUCCGCUGUGAUAGUCGUGCACGGAGGUGCGUGGGCCAUUCCUGACCAUCUUGCCAAGGCUUCAGUUGAUGGAGUGAAACUGGCUGCAUGUGAAGGGAGGUCCGUGCUGCAACGGGGAGGGAGCGCGCUGGAUGCUGUUGAAUCUGCUGUGAGGAAACUGGAGGAUAAUGUGGUGUUUAACGCAGGUCACGGAGCAGCUCUCAACACAGAGGGCAAAGUGGAACUGGAUGCAAUCAUCAUGGAUGGAAAGACACUUGCUUGUGGUGCAGUCUCUUCUGUGAAGAACAUUGCCAAUCCAGUAUCUCUGGCAAGGGCAGUGAUGGAAAAGACUGAUCACAUCAUGUUGACAGACCACGGUGCAAACUUGUUCGCUGAGAGUAUCGGUAUUCCAACAGUUUCAACCGAUACUCUUGUGACAGAAUAUGAGAGGAGAGAGUGGGAGAAGCAGAAGACAUAUGUCAACGGUGUUGUGGAAGAUUUCAACUCUCAGUGGCAACAUGACACAGUGGGUGCGGUUGCUUUGGAUUCUGCUGGCAAUGUCGCGUGUGCUACAUCUACUGGAGGUAUCCGGAAUAAAAUGGUGGGACGAGUGGGAGACUCCCCAAUCAUUGGCUGUGGGGGUUAUGCUGACAACUUGAGUGGUGCAGUGUCUUGCACUGGUCAUGGAGAGUCUAUCCUCAAAGUGACAUUGGCAAGCCGUAUUCUCUCGCUUGUCGAACAAGGUAAAUCCGUCGUGGAAUCUUCAAAAUUGGCCCUGAAUUACAUGGGAGACCGUGUUCGCGGUGCUGGAGGAGCCAUUGCAGUUUCUCCGUCGGGGCAGUGGGCUGCGACUUUUACGACCGAACGAAUGGCCUGGGCAGCUGUGGACCAAGACGUAUUGUUUUAUGGACUAGAGCCAAAUGAAGAAAUAAAACAACAGUUAAUUCAAUAAUUUACUGAUUCUUUCCCCCAAAAUCCAGUCGCAUUUUAAGAGGCUGCAAUUUGUUCUGUGUCUGUGCUUAAUUUACACCUGGAACUGUGCAAACUGUACUGGUCAGUUUCUGUGUUAUGUUACUUCAAAU